UCUACACUACACAAUCACUCCUCUCCCACUACUUCCAAUGCCCACCAAAUCUUGAGGCUCGAAUGGCCGCUCUUCAACUUUCCCUCCAAAAUUUCCUCUCAACCCCAACAGCCGGUUUCGGUUUCCGGCCAUGGAAGUCCGGCGGACUAACAGUAGCCGGCCUCCCACCACGUCUACUCAAAAGCAGGACUGUAGAUUUUAAACCCGACGCCCGAAAUUCUAAGUGGGCUGUUCGAUUAAGCUUGGUGGAUCAAAGCCCCCCCAAAUCGGCGGUUGAUGUAGACCGAUUGGUAGAUUUCCUGUACGAAGAUCUUCGUCAUCUCUUUGAUGAACAGGGGAUUGAUCGGACGGCGUACGACGAGCAUGUGAGAUUUCGGGACCCCAUUACCAAGCACGAUACCAUUAGCGGGUAUUCGUUUAAUAUUUCCCUAUUGCGAGAGCUCUUCAGGCCUGAGUUCUUCUUGCACUGGGUUAAACAGACAGGACCUUAUGAGAUUACCACAAGAUGGACUAUGGUAAUGAAGUUUGUCCUUCUGCCAUGGAAACCAGAAUUUAUUUUUACGGGAAAUUCCAUCAUGGGUAUUAAUCCAGAGACGGGCAAGUUCUGUAGCCAUGUGGAUCUCUGGGAUUCAAUACAAAAUAAUGACUACUUUUCUCUAGAAGGCCUGUUGGAUGUAUUUAAACAGCUCCGGUUUUAUAAGACACCAGAAUUGGAAUCACCCAAAUAUGAGAUAUUGAAAAGGACUGCAAACUAUGAGGUAAGGAAAUAUACACCAUUUGUAGUGGUAGAAACAAGUGGAGACAAGCUCUCUGGGUCUGCUGGAUUCAAUACGGUUGCUGGGUACAUAUUUGGGAAGAACUCUGCAAAGGAGAAGAUACCCAUGACCACCCCUGUGUUCACCCAGACAUUUGACUCUGAAUCACCCAAAGUAUCCAUCCAAAUAGUUCUUCCUUCAGACAAAGAUAUUAACAGUUUGCCAGAUCCUGAACAAGACACAAUAGGCUUGAGAAAGGUGGAAGGAGGUAUUGCUGCAGUGCUGAAGUUCAGUGGAAAACCUACUGAAGAUAUGGUGCAAGAGAAGGCAAAAGAAUUGCGGUCUUGUCUUAUAAAGGAUGGCCUCAAACCCAGUAAGGGCUGUUUGCUUGCUCGGUACAAUGACCCUGGCCGGACGUGGAGCUUUAUAAUGAGAAAUGAGGUGCUAAUAUGGCUUGAAGAAUUCUCAUUUUAGUAGAACAAGUCAAACAGAGCUUCGAUAUUUUGUAUAUUAAUUUGAUUAAACUGUCUCUGUAAUUGAUCAGAGACAGAAAGCAGCUUCAUAUUAGUUGCCUUAUUUGUCUUCAUGAUUUGUCCUCCUGUAGUUAUGGGUCUGCAAAAAACUCUGUCUUUGAUACGGCACUUCAAAAUUUUUUGUUCAUCAUUUU
Messenger RNA from Momordica charantia (bitter melon), 1422 nucleotides. The record is from RefSeq and is a predicted model, not a curated record. NCBI's taxonomy places the organism in Eukaryota, Viridiplantae, Streptophyta, Magnoliopsida, Cucurbitales, Cucurbitaceae.